UGAAAAAGAUAAUAGAGAGAGACAUAAUAGAGAUCGAAGUCCUAGUCUAUAUGGGAAGCAUCGAUCUGAAAUUCGGAACCACAGCAGAGAAAAGGAUAAUAAGGAGAGACAUAAUAGAGAUCGAAGCCCUAGUCUAUAUGGGAAGCAUCGAUCUGAAAUUCGGAACCACAGCAGAGAAAAGGAUAACAAGGAGAGACAUAAUAGAGAUCGAAGCCCUAGUCUAAAUGGGAGGCAUCGAUCUGAAAAUCGGAGUCAUAACCAUUUAGAGAGAUCGCGCAAAAGACAUCAUGACAGAGAAGAUACUAAUAAAGAAGCAGCACAAAAACGCCUUAAACAAAUGAUGGAUGAUGCUAAAAAACUUUCUGAAGAACGUACAAUACGUGUUGCAGAACUUAAACGGGCAGAGGACGAGGAAGAAAGGAGGGUAAAAGAGCAUAUGGCAAAACUCAAACAAGAGGGUGGACAUUCGGAACAUUUAAGAAAAUUAUAUAAACAAGCAAUUUCAUCGCCACAGGCGCUAGAUUUAGGCGGACAAGUCAGAAAGUCUCGAAGUAUGUUGCAAAGAAACAUAGGUGACGAAUAA
Messenger RNA from Ambispora leptoticha, 583 nucleotides. The record is from the annotation of a GenBank genome assembly. NCBI's taxonomy places the organism in Eukaryota, Fungi, Glomeromycota, Glomeromycetes, Archaeosporales, Ambisporaceae.